CAUCCAAUCAUGUCGACUCUUACUUAUAUUUCCACUCUUUCUUUUCCCUUUCUCUAUUCUCAAGUAGCUUUAAAGAGGGAGAGAAAGAGGUUCGUUUUUUCAGUUUGAAUAUACAGCAAUUUCUAUGUGUGAAUUAUGAUUGAGGAAACGUGUACAAGCGGAUGUGAAAGCACAGAAGAGGUUUCAGCAAUGGAAGUUCCAAAUUCCGAUGGAGACGUCCGGCGGAGUAGAGAUACAGAUGUUACAAGCUCUGGCACCGGUAAGAGAAGAAGAUUGGAUUCUCAAGAUCAGGAGAGUGUUUUUCAGCUUCGGUUUCGGUCUCGACGUGAGAUUGACGUCAAUUUCCAUGAGAAUGUUGUUUUGACGGCGGUGUCUGGUGUUUCUGAUCAUGUUUCGUCGUUUAUGUGCUCUAUUAUUGACGAUUCCAGACCAGAUCUGAAGUCGGAGUGUCUUUCCGAAACAGAAAUCUUCACGUUCAGCAACGACGGUUUCAGUAGAGAGACAUCUGCAUCAAGUGUGGUUUCCUUGGAAUCAGAAGAAAUGGAGUACUCGUUAUCCACAUCUACUCCACAGAAGAAGAAGAAGAAGACCGGAGCCGCAAACGACGCUACUUCCGGUCGUAAACCACCACCGGAAAAGUCUCCUUCUCCGGCUGAGCUUGAAGAAUUUUUCUCAGAAGCGGAAAAGUACGAACAGAAACGAUUCACAGAAACGUACAACUAUGAUAUCGUGAAAGAUGUUCCAAUGGAAGGAAGGUACCAAUGGGUUCGAUUAAAGCCAUAAUCAAUGGAUCCAAUCAGCUGUCAAAUCGAAAGACAUAUCAUCUAGUUCUUGAUUAUUCUCCACUUCUACUAAUUUCGAAUUUUAAUUUCUGUAACUAUUUUCCCUUUUUGGGUUUCUGUUAUGACAACAAUUUAGGCUUUAUCUCGUAAUCUAACCUUUCUUCUUCCAUUUCUCCGUCGUUAGAAGCUUCUUCUUCUGCAACAUAACUAUUAACAAACAAUUCUACACUCUCUCUCUUCUGCAACUGUAAUUUUGUGGGGGCAUAUAUGGGACAAUUCCUUGCAGCCUGCUACAAAUCCGGGUAUAAAUACUUUCUUACAAUUAUGUUUAGUUAUUUUCAAAUAAUUUUGGGAAAUUUUGAGAGUUAAAAUUUUGAUUGUGAUCAUAAUUUCCACAUGAAAGAAUCUUGUACAACAUGAUGAUGGUUAUAAAAGUUCCCUUUUUUGUGAAGGGUCCUUUGCGUUGAGCCGUUUGUGUUUUUUGAUCAUUUCAUCUCGUGUUAUUUUGUUGUCAUGUGCACUUUUUUGGCCUACAUUUAUUGCUUUUCCAAUUUUGGAAUUUUAUCUUUCGAGAUUCUUACAAUUAUAUCUUUUUGCAUCUUUAUAGAACUUUUAUCUAUAUAAAGCAACAAGUUUUAUUGUUUUCAAAGACAUUUACGUAUAAAACUGGUGAAUUAGUUAAAUAAAAAUGUGAAAUUUGUUAUGUUAUUAUUAUUAAAGAAUUAUAAAAAUGAAGAAUAAGCGAAGGCACGUGCAAGGAUCGUGCUUCGGAUCCGAUGCAACGAUUUGUAGUUUUGUACUUCCCCAACGCUCCUAUGGCAAAAUCGAGACCCGUGAAGGAAAGAAACAAGAGAAUGUUGCUUGCUAUAUCUAUUAUCUUUUUGUAAUUAAAUAAUCAAAAAUAAGUGUUUGGUACUUUAAAAUAUAUUUUAAUAGG
This is a messenger RNA of Lactuca virosa, 1719 nucleotides long. NCBI's taxonomy places the organism in Eukaryota, Viridiplantae, Streptophyta, Magnoliopsida, Asterales, Asteraceae. The record is from the annotation of a GenBank genome assembly.